Molecule: messenger RNA, 2419 nt
Organism: Equus quagga
Lineage: Eukaryota; Metazoa; Chordata; Mammalia; Perissodactyla; Equidae
Gene: ZBED8L
Product: family with sequence similarity 200 member A
Exons: 2
Coding region: 612-2330 (572 amino acids)
Source: RefSeq, a predicted model, not a curated record
CCAAUACAUAAUCAGGGUCCCUAGAGAAGCAGCCACUUGGGUUUUGUGAAACCUUUCAUCCUUGACUUCACUUUGAUCUUUCUCUGCCUACAUCUUGGUUUCAGUUCCUCUGUCACAGACACAAUCAAUAAGUAUUAUUAUUGUUUGAAAAUAAGAAUUAUUGUGAUUACUGCCAUCAAUAAGAAAAACAGGAGAAAUAGAAGAAUCUGAGGGGGACGGUAUCAGGGAAGCUUAACCCCCCUUUCCCGGAGGCGAAAACCUGAGCCGAGGAAAGAGGUCCCCAAAGCCCGACUCAGUGAUUGGGGAACAAGAACGUAAAGUCCUCCUGCGUUGCUAGAGAGGACCCCGAAGCACAGCACAGGCCCGGAAGACAGGUGUGACGCACUUCCGGCUUCUGUGAGGCUGUGGGUUCUGGCGAUCGCAGGGUCUGCGUCCAAGUCCACUGGCCUUUGAUCCUUAGAGUCACCUCCCCUUUCUAUCCCGGCACUCCCAGACUUCUCCGGGGUUCACGGAUAGCAAAAACAGAUCUCAUAAAACAUCCAGGACAGAAAGGACAGCCCUGCAAACACAGCCUCUUUGGAUCAAGUGAGCCGGUUCUUUGAACCUGAACAAUGACUACUGAACCAGAGGAUACUACAGAUUUGUGUCCCCAGACUACACAGGAGAUGGAAGGCAUAGUGAUAGUGAAAGUGGAGGAGGAAGAUGAGGAAGAGCAUUUUCAAAAGGAAAGACAUAACAUAAAGUUAUCACAAUUUCUUAGUCGUUCCACAACUAUGAAUGAGAGAGCCUUAUUAUCGUCAUAUUUAGUUGCAUAUCGAGUGGCAAAAGAGAAAAUGGCUCACACGGCUGCUGAAAAGAUUAUUCUCCCAGCAUGUAUGGAUAUGGUACGUACAAUUUUUGAUGAUAAAUCAGCUGAUAAAUUAAGAACUAUACCUCUUAGCGAUAAUACAAUAUCUCGCCGAAUCUGUACGAUUGCAAAACAUUUAGAAGCAAUGCUGAUUUCACGGCUACAGUCUGGUAUAGAUUUUGCAAUCCAACUGGAUGAGAGCACUGAUAUUGCAAGUUGCCCAGCACUCUUGGUUUAUGUCAGAUAUGUGUGGCAAGAUGAUUUUAUAGAGGAUCUGUUGUGUUGUUUAAAUUUAAAUUCACAUGUAACCGGAUUAGACUUAUUUACUGAAUUAGAGAAGUGCAUUGUUGGUCAAUAUAAAUUAAACUGGAAACAUUGUAAAGGGAUUUCAAGUGAUGGAGCAGCAAAUAUGACUGGAAGACAUAGCAAAGUUAUUGAAAAAUUGUUGGAAGCAACCCAUAACAAUGCUCUUUGGAAUCACUGUUUUAUUCAUCGAGAAGCUUUGGUAUCUAAAGAAAUUCCACCAAGUCUAAUGGAUGUAUUGAGAAAUGCAGUGAAAAUUGUGAAUUUUAUUAAAGGAAGCUCAUUGAACAGCCGGCUCCUUGAAAUACUUUGUUCGGAAAUUGGAGUUAACCAUACCCAUUUAUUGUUUCAUACCGAAGUCCGUUGGUUGUCUCAAGGAAAAAUCCUGAGCAGAGUAUAUGAACUCAGGAAGGAGAUUUACGUUUUUCUCAUUGAAAAGCAAUCUCAUUUGGCAACUAUUUUUGAAGAUGACAUUUGGGUAACAAAAUUGGCAUAUUUAAGUGAUAUUUUUGGCGUUCUUAAUGAAUUAAAUUUGAAACUACAGGGGAAAAACAAUGAUAUAUUUCAAUAUCUUGAACAUAUUCUAGGUUUCCAAAAGACAUUAUUGUUGUGGCAAGCGAGACUUAAAGGUAAUCGCCCCAGCUACUAUAUGUUCCCAACAUUGUUGCAACACAUUGAAGAGAACAUCAUUAAUGAAGACUGCUUAAAAGAAAUAAAAUUAGAGAUAUUAUUGCAUCUCACUACUUUGUCUCAAACCUUUAAUCGUUAUUUUCCAGAAGAAAAAUUUCAGUCAUUGAAGGAAAAUAUUUGGGUGAAAGAUCCAUUUGCUUUUCAGACCCCAGAAUCAAUAAUUGAGUUAAACUUGGUGCCCGAAGAAGAGAGUGAAUUAUUGCACCUCAGUUCAUCAUUCACACUGAAGAAUUAUUACAAGAUGUUAAGUUUAUCAACAUUUUGGAUUAAGAUCAAAGAUGACUUUCCAUUGCUAAGUAGAAAGAGUAUAUUGCUAUUAUUACCAUUCACAACUACCUAUUUGUGUGAACUAGGAUUUUCAAUCUUGACACGAUUGAAAACAAAGAAAAGAAAUAGGCUCAAUAGUGCACCUGACAUGCGUGUGGCCUUAUCUUCGUGUGUCCCAGACUGGAAUGAACUUAUGAACAAGCAAGCACACCCAUCACAUUAAAUACAGUCUUUAUGAAAUUUUGGUUUUGUGCUUUUUUACACGUAUUUUGGUAUAUUGUAUUUAAAUACUAAUAAAAUAUUUGGAAUUUA